UGUUUGAUUUAUUGUUAGGAGCAAUACAUACACUGUUAUAAUGUCGGCGCUAUGUAGAUGAGUUGAAAAACAAGUUUCAUGUUAAUAUCAGGAAAAACUAUCCAUUUAUAUUUGUUAAUGCCUACUGGUCAGCGAGUAUUUGUCGGACAGCAGUAUUUAUCGGACGUUCUAUUUAUUUCGUGUAUUUUAACCCUGUAGCACAAUUUUCUACGUCACAUCCUUACGCGCGAUUGUUUUCUCAAUGUUGACACCAGAAAUUCGUUGAAAGGCAAGUAUUGUAGUUAAAUAACUGUUAUGUUUACAAAUUUUGUCGCAAUGAAAUGUGACCUCCGCGCGGGGGAUAUUAAUAGUACGCGCAUGCGCAAAAUAAUUCACUCAAUAAGGCCCGACUUGUGUUCUUGACAUUUUCGGUCGUCUGCUACAAUACACCAAACCUCCAUUGUUUUUUCUUAAAACCUCAUAUUUAACACGAAACUGAUGUAGUCAACAGCAACAAACUAUUUCAAUUAUUGAUUUGUUUACAUUAAAAACUCGACACAAUUUUGUAUAAACAGAUAUCGGAUUUGCUUGCAAAAUGUUUAUAGUUAACGCUUUGAUUAAAGGGAAACAAAUCUUAUUGACGACUAUAUACAUUCACUGCUGGGAUUUUCGCCCUUGAUGAGUUUGUAAUAGCUGAGUUUCGUAAAAUUGAAUAGUCUAAUCUAUGUUAAUGUUUGCAUAGUUAUUUUACGAAUAAACCCCACAUUUGAUACACAAAUAUUAGUUUAGGAAUGCUAGCAUUAAUUAAACGACUUAAAAAGGAUAAUGGUAUAUUUAAGUGUCUGUUUUACAAUUAGACUGUAAUGCAAAAAUGGAUUGGAUUGCAGAAAACAAAUGCAAUCAAGGGAAAAGACACAGAUGCAGCGUGCCGUCUCUGCUGUUAGGCAGCACAAAAUGAAAAUUAGGGUCGCUGCACGGGAAUUCAAUGUUCCACGUAGUACAUUAUCAGAUCAUGUACAUGGGCGUGUUGGCGAGACACGCACAGGUCCAGUGAGCCUAUUAAACGAUGAGGAAGAGGGGGCUCAUGUGAGUUAUCUAUUAUACAUGGCGGAUCAUGGUUUCCCUAUGACACGAAACAGAACCCCUGUUUAUAUUCGGGAAAUCAUUAAGCAAGGAGGUUGGUUCGAUCAUUUAUGUUUACAAUUUAUAAGUCUGUAAUCUUAUUACGAAUAUUGUGCAUGUAAUUGAAAUUUUUUACCCUUGACUGUUUCAUUUACCCCGGACACGUAUAUUCCUUUAUAAUUAUACGUCUUCAUAACACGGUCCCGCCCCUACAUCACAGUUAUUGUUGUAUUAUAUGAUAUUAUUUAGAUUUACUUUCGAACUAAUGUACAGGUAGGACAUAUCCGUAUAGGUGUCAGAGAAUGGGCCGUCAGACGAAUGAUUCCGAAAAUUGUUUGCGCGCCACCCGGAACUUCAGGAACGGACGCCCGAGAGUUUGGAUCCGGCACGUUCCUCAAUGUCGAGGGAGGAUGUCAUAUACCCAUUCUUUGACUUUCUGGACAAAACCCUCACAUAGUAUGGUGUAAAAGAUAAACCGUCACAAAUAUUCAACUGUGACAAGACCGGUUGGUCGGGAAAAGAAAAAGCCAAAGAGAAAGUUAUUACUGAAAAAAAAGGGAGCACACCAUCAGCCGGAAAGUUAUGGGCGGUGGAGGAAACCAUAUAACCGCGCACCUUUGCGUUUGUGCAGAUGGGCGGUUUUUCCCUACAAUGAUUAUUUUCAAGGGUUCAUUGCCACACACGCGUUUUACCGACGGCGUGCCAGACACAUGGCUCUAUGGGAGCAGCUCGACGGGGUAUAUCGACCAUGAGUUGUUUCAAACAUGGUUCAUGAAAGGAUUUCUGCCCCACUGUGGGCGAGCAAGGCCGGUUGUGUUGAUCAUGGACAAUCAUGACGCACACAUUUCCCUACCAGUUAUUCAGGCGGCCAGGGCGAACGAUGUUGUGCUGAUCGGGUUUCCAGGCCAUACCACGCACAUCUUGCAGCCGUUGGAUGUGAAGAUAAUUGGCCCGUUAAAGACAAACAUGGCAUCACUUGCGUCUGAUCUGGGGAUCGUUUGCCCGUCCUUGACUAUAGGGAAAUCCAAAUACCCUGUUUUACUGAAGUAUGCGAUGGACCGCAUCACACCGUCUACCAUCAUAGGGGCUUUUGUCAAAGCUGGUAUCGUCCCACUAGACAGGGGAGCCAUAGACGAGUCCCAGCUUAUACCGGCGAUGUUUCCCGCUGUGCAAAAUAUUAAUGAUGACAACUCGGCCCAGACAUGUAAAGAAUGUGGACGUUUCACGGUUAACCCUCUGGUCAAGGCCGGUCUAGUGCCUGAGUCACUUGCUGACAUUUUAGUACCACCAGCGUCAAAACCUGCAGCUCAACGAAAUAAAAGAAGAAUAGUUACCGAGGGACGAGUAAUAAGUGGUGACGAAAUACUGAAGGAGUUAAUGGAACGAGAGAAAGCUUCCGCCGAGAAAGACCGUCGAGAUGCGCAGCGAGCUUUGGAAGCCGACGAAAGUAAAAGGAUGAAAGAGCAGGAAGAAAUUGAAAAGAUUAAGAGAAAAGAGAAACUUGUUGAAAAGCGAUUGGCCAGGGAACAGGAACAGAAGAAAAAAGCGGACGAGAAAAUUGAUAGAGGGAAACUUGCUAACAAGAAGUUUACGUGUGAAGUCUGUUGUAUGAGAGGGAGGGUGUUGGAUGAGAGCAAGGGCAUUGUGCGGUUCGGGUGUGAUGAGAAAGUGUGUGGCAAAUGGUACCAUUUUGAAUGUUUGCACCGUAGCGAGCAAGAAUACUUGCGAGAGAGUAUGGAAGAGGGAGAAAGCUGGUAUUGUAAGGCAUGUAAGCCAUGGCUGUAUUGUGAAGAGUGAAUGGCUGUGUCCCUUGUGUUUCUCGUGCACGAGAUUCAUGUAAGCUGCUUUUGACGUUUGUGAUGUAUCGAUUAUUAUAAAACAUUAUGUAUUGAAUGAAACACGUUUUUGGUAUUAAAUAAUCAUCAUAUUAUAAAUAAUACCAAUGCAAUGUUAAUUUAUAGCAUUGUUUCUCUACCAAUAUGAAAUUAUCUCAGGUUUAUUUAUUAAUGCGAUGACCGUACAACAUUUUUAAAGAGACAUCAAAAACGGAUGUUCUUGUAUGCACUGAUAUUGGAUUCCAAUUGUAACUCUAUUAAUACACACUGAAGAAUACAUUUUGCACCAUUAAAUUAAUACAUUCACGUGAUUCUAUCGUUUCAGUUCAGAAAAAUACCAUUUGAAACAUAAUUUGUUGCGAUUUACUCAAAUCAUAUAAAUGUCCGGAAAAUACUUCUGUAUAGUGUAAAAUUACCUCCCUUUGAUGACCACAUAUGCGGGCCUCGUACAUAGGCAUGCGCACAUCAAAAUCCGACUUUGUUUACAUGCACUUGUACAUGACGAACCCAAGAUAUAUCGGUAAACUUUUCAUGCCGUAUUUUGCAUUAUUAAGGGAGUAAUCCACGAAAAACCCUGAAUUUCGUCCGACAAAUACUCGCUGACCAGUA
Messenger RNA from Dreissena polymorpha, 3545 nucleotides. RefSeq lists its product as uncharacterized. The coding region runs from base 1684 to 2898 and encodes 404 amino acids. The transcript is spliced from 6 exons. The record is from RefSeq and is a predicted model, not a curated record. Lineage: Eukaryota; Metazoa; Mollusca; Bivalvia; Myida; Dreissenidae. Gene Ontology annotation, cellular component: nucleus. Gene Ontology annotation, molecular function: DNA binding.